UAUUGUUACUGUUAUUACUGUUAUUAUUGUUAUUAUUGUUGUUAUUAUUGUUGUUGUGGUGGUGGUGGUUGUUGUUGUUAUAAUUUGGAAAGUUAAGCCCUAAGUCACUUGAAACAACCAACCAGCCAUUUCCUAAUAAAACUUCAUAUUAAUGAAUAUGACAGUUGGUGCUCACACCAAAUACUGACUGGCUUUAUUUUUUCACAGAAAACUACAAUUUAAAGUUGUUGUUUGUUUUACUUUUUUAUGGAUAUUAAAAAUAUAAUACAUCUUGGAAAAAGUAUGUAAGUUGUACACAGGCGAGCGUACGAGCUUACACAUGCAUACACAAGCUGGAAUGUUAUAUGGUGACGAAAUGGUUAACAGAGAAAUCUGUCUUUAUGCUCCUCCUCUUUCUCUCUCACAUACAAAGUCAGAACGCCACUCCUCAUUUCGGAGAUAACGAACCUCAAGGUUAAGUAAAAGUCUCACGCUCUUCGUUUUGAGUUCAAGAAAAUGGCCGAGGUCAGAAUUUUACUAGAUCGGUUAAUCUGUCUAGUGUGUCUGGAUCCCCUGACGGUUCCAGUAACGACCGACUGUGGUCACAAUUUCUGUAUGACCUGUAUUAAUGAAUACUGGGAUCAGGAGGAUCAGAGGGGAGUGUAUAGCUGUCCUGAGUGCACAGUCAAGUUCACUCCGAGGCCUAAUUUACGAAAAAACAUUUUGCUGACUGAAGUGAGUGAUUCAGUGAAGAAGACUGUCCAGGGUGCUUCUCCUGCUCACCGUUACGCUGGACUCAGGAGAAAGGUAAAGGAGGAACAGAUGAAAUUCGAGGGGAGAAUCCAGGAGAAGCAGGAGAAGGUGCAGGAGCUGAGACAGGCUGUGGACACUGUAAAGCUCAGUGCACAGACAGCAGUGGAGGACAAUGAGAGGCUCUUAAUUGAGAUGAUCAGCUCCAUGGAGAAGAUGUACUCAGAGGUGAUGGAGCUGAUCAUAGCUCAGGAGAAGAAUGAACUGAGUCGAGCUGAACGACUCCUGGAGCAGGAGAUCACUGACCUUCAGAGGAGAGUCACUGAGCUGGAGCAGCUUUCACAGAUAGAUGAUCACCUCCACUUCCUCCAGAGUUUCCAGUCUCUCCAUUUCUCUUCUGGAUGCGAUUACUCAUGCAGGAUCACUGCCAAUCAAGAUCUCUCAUUUGAUGGAGUGAGGAAAUCUCUCUGUGAUCUGAAAAAGAGAAUUGAGGAAGUCUGCCAGGAAGAAUUCACCAAAAUCCCUCAACAUGCUGCAGCAGUUCAGAUCAUUUUACCUUCAGAACCAAAGAGCAGAGAAGAUUUUCUGCAGUAUUUCUGUGAUCUGACUCUGGAUCCCAACUCAGCAUAUUAUCACCUCAUUCUGUCUGAGACGAACAGAGAAGUGAUGUACAGUGAGAGAAGGCAGAACUACUCUGAUCUUUCAGAGAGAUUUGACAAGAGGCCUCAGGUGUUGAGUAAGGAGAGUGUGGGUGGACGCUGUUACUGGGAGGUGGAGAGGCGCCGUGAUGGUGUGGACAUAUCAGUGUCAUAUAAAGACAUCAGCAGGAAAGGAAGGGGUAAUGAGUGUAAGUUUGGAGGCAACAAUCAGUCCUGGAGUCUGCAGUGUUCUGGUUUAUAUUCCCUCACUUUCUUUCACAACAACAUUGAGACUGAUCUCGGAGUUCCAGCACCCUCCAGAAUAGGAGUGUAUCUGGAUCACAUUGCAGGAACUCUGUCCUUCUACAGCGUCUCUGACCCGAUGACGCUCCUCCACAGAGUCUGCACCACAUUCACGCAGCCUCUAUACGCUGGUAUCGGGCUCCACUAUUUGUUUGAUACUGUGAGAUUUUGUGAUCCAUAAGUAUGUGUGUAAUGUUUUAUGUAUAAUUCCACGCGUUUCCGUUCUACACACGUUUCUGAUUUAAACACUUAAACACACACACACACACACACACAUAAAUUCACACACAAAACAUACACGCACAAACGCACACACAAGCACAGACAUGCACAAACACACAGACACAAAAAACAAAAACUCAGACACACAAACACGCAUACACACACACUCAGACACGCACACAAAAGCAUAGACACACAAAAACAAAGAAACACACACAUGAACACAAGCGCACUCACAAACACAAAAACAUGCACACACACACACACACACACACUGUCUCACUCUCCACAUCAAUAUCAUAUAAAUAUAUAUAAGCUCCUCCACAGAAAUCACACCACAUUCAAUCUGCCUCUAUACGCUGGGUUUAUGCUCGACUGUUAUGGAUCAACUCUUGAGAUUGUGAUCCAAAAUAAACUGGUGGUGUUUUUUUACUUUUCAUAUGUUAAUAUGUUCAUACUUUUCAUUGUUUCUGAAUAUAUGUUGUAUUAAAAAUAAUACAGUUGA
Messenger RNA from Ictalurus punctatus (channel catfish), 2397 nucleotides. RefSeq names its product tripartite motif-containing protein 16-like protein. The record is from RefSeq and is a predicted model, not a curated record. Lineage: Eukaryota; Metazoa; Chordata; Actinopteri; Siluriformes; Ictaluridae. Bases 496 to 1851 code for a protein of 451 amino acids. Gene Ontology annotation, molecular function: protein binding. The transcript has 6 exons.